Messenger RNA from Zerene cesonia (dogface butterfly), 7165 nucleotides. Its product is annotated as progestin and adipoQ receptor family member 4. The transcript is spliced from 6 exons. The record is from RefSeq and is a predicted model, not a curated record. NCBI's taxonomy places the organism in Eukaryota, Metazoa, Arthropoda, Insecta, Lepidoptera, Pieridae. Gene Ontology annotation, molecular function: signaling receptor activity. Gene Ontology annotation, cellular component: membrane. The coding region runs from base 274 to 1266 and encodes 330 amino acids.
GGUGCGCGCCUUCCACCCCCGGCUUAGCCAUCGCGCCGCUCGCACCCUCAGCACGCGUGCUCCCACCGCGCGGGCACAUGCCACGCGAACACUACCGCGGUUACAGAACACCCUCUAUCUAAUCCCCACGAAGCCUCAAAGGAUACCCAUUUAACCCCCGAACUGUGAUAUGCCACUCUUACAUACCGGAACAUGCAGAUAACGCCGCAAAAUUCUCCCGCUUUUCUUGGCGGUCUCACUGUGAUGUUAUGAGAUAUUUAUAUUUAAGCGAAAAUGUAUGAAAUGUCAAUUCAAGAGUUAAACGGGAAGGGGCCCAAGAAGAGGAAAAAGUCGUUGGAGAAUAUCUGUGAUAAUAACGGGAAGGGAGUGGAGUUGAACGGGAGCGAAGAAAAGGCGAAAGGGAGUAGUGAUGGCUGUGACCAGAAGGCUGUUGGUAGCGAGGGUGUGGAGCUGCUCCACUGGCGCGACAUGCCGCAGCACUUGCAGUUCAACCCGUAUGUCCUCACGGGCUACAGACCCCUUCAGGACUGGGGCGGCUGCGUUAGGAGUCUAUUUUACUUCCACAAUGAAACAAUCAACAUUCUUACCCAUGGUGUAUCGCUAGUAUUCAUUGUGGCGGUACUGCCAGGGCUACUGCCGUGGGGCGGCGGUGGAGGCUGGGCGUGGUUCCUGUCUCUCUGCCAUCUCCUCGGAGCCUUGGCGCCCUGGUGCGGCUCCUUUCUGUACCACCUCUUUAUGAACCAUACGAGAGGUGCUAGUCUGUACCACAGACUGCUUCAGCUCGAUAUGCUGGGUAUUUGGGUCAGCCAGAGCAUAGGAGCAAUUCCGAUGGUAACAGCGACAGUGUACUGCGCACCCGCACCUUUGCGUUAUGCUGCUCUCGCCGUGUAUAGCCUUGGAAGCCUCCUUGGGUUGUAUAAGGCAAUGCGAGCGUGGUCACCAUGGGAGCGGCGGUUAUGCUUCGCUGCCCCGUUCUGCAUGCGGCUGUUGCUUGCCGGCGCAAGAGCGGCCCGGUUCGGCGGCGGCGACCCACAUGCUAUCCUGCAUGUCUUCCUACAGGACGCUGUGUCACUCGGAGGUGGAGUAAUCGGAGCCCUCCACAUUCCGGAGAAGUGGUUUCCCGGAUCAGUGGACCGCUGCUUGAACUCUCACAACAUUAUGCAUGUCUUGGUUGUGCUUGCUGUCUACUCCAUGCACCAGGUGACAACACGAGACCUUGCGUGGAUGUCUCGCGUGGAUUGCCGCAGUCCUUUGCGCCAGCUAUGACGGUAGUUUCUUCUCGCCUGACUUUCCUCCCUCACCAAAACGAUACAUCAAGACACGAUAAUGAUCCACCAAAAUAAAUAACUAAUAAUUUAAUAAUCAAAAUAGAUAAACACGAAAAAAUUAUGCUGGUAUUGUACUAUGGAUUUUUCGUUUUUAAACAAUGAAUAUGACAGAAAAAUAUUAUUACGCCAUAGAAUAGACAGUUUGUUGAAACAUUUUCUGUCUGUCCAAGUAUCUUAGAUGCAUUAAUUUAAGUGAUAAUUUAAAGUGAUUUCAAACUAAACACACAGAUAUGCGUCAUAGUCACAUAACAGAUUUUGACGAAUGUUAAGCGAAAGUUAUGAAAAACAUAUCUUUCACAACUUCAUUUUACCUCCAAAUAAAUGUUGUCGUUCAAAAAUGAAACUUGUAGACUCACUUACGCUUUUAAUAAUAUAGAAUAAGGAAAUAAAGCAAUAUUGUUUAACAUUUAGAAAGGAUUUAAAAUUGAUAUUGUGCAAUUAGUUAACAAUAUUUUUUAAUAAUGAUAAGUUUUAGAUGACAAUAUAAUGGCCUAGGAAUAGCCUCGUUGUUUUUAAAUUCUUUCUAAUGUUCUAAGUAAUUAUGAAAGCCACAUUAAAUAUAUAGUUCAAAGACGCGGCGUAAUAGCUAUAGUGUAUUGAUAAGAUUACACGUAAGAUAAAUUGUAGAAAACCUUCCGAAGACAAAAUAUGUGUUAAUUCGUCCAAAAAUGCGUGAACAAAUUACCUAAAGUAAAGUACAGCGCGUGCUCAAAAUUGCAAUACAUUAAAUUGGCUAAUCAAUAAAUUAAACUUCCUCAUAAGCAAUAGAUCGAAAAUAAGUGUGAAAUAACAUCAAUAAGGAAUACCGCUUUAGUUUAUAGACAGUCAUAAACAUAUGCAAAAUAACACGUUUAUAAUAGUACCUAAUACUAUUUUAGUGAAAUUUAAAAUUGUCUUCUUAUUAUUAGUCUUGUUCUCUACUAGGUAUCAAUUUUAUAAACGACCAAUUGGUGUGUUUUGUAAUGUAGAAAAUUUAUCGCUUGACAAUCUUAAAACAAUUUGGCCAUAAUUUUUUUUAUAGCUAGUUCUAUAGAUUUAGUGUUUUAGUCUAGCUCUAAGUCGCGUAGUUAGAUAGCAAAAGCAAUAAAUAGAUUUUAUUGUUAAGAAGUUUGACAAAAGUAGUACACCCAACAUCCAUUAGAUUUCAUUAAAAACAUACAGUGUCCUGAAAUGAGUGCGAAUAAUAAAUGAUAAUUAUAAAUAUAUGCUUUAAUAUUUCAUACACCUACAGGCGAUCCACCAGUUCCUUUCUGACUAUGACAUAAAAAUCUACAUGUCUAAAACAAAACUUGAAGUACGAAUAUACUUUUAUAACUUUUGUACGCGCUUUUUGGGGCACCUUCAUUUAAUUUAAUCAAACAAAUUUGUCGUACUCUUAUUGGCUUAUUAAUAAUAAUACUUUUGUCAAAAUUCGGUUGUUUUACAUUUUAUUAUAAAUAGAUAUCUUAUACAUAUUUGUAAGAAAUGGCGAUAUUCCCUGUCCAUUUUACGCAAUCACUCUUGCUAUUUAUUACUUUCUGCACUACGAAUGAACUAAAACUUGUAUUUUUGAAACAUAUUUCAAAUAUUUAUUUAUAAUGUACUCGUAAUCUUUUAUGUAAAAUAGUUAUUAUUUCUUAUUAAAUUAUUUAUUAGGCCAAAUAUCUACAUUAGAUUGUGACAAGUAAUUGUUGUAAGUUAUUAAAACUAUUUAGGUUAAAUAUAUAAAAUGUAAAAUGUUAUGAUAUAUAAAAAAAUUGAUGCAACGACCACAGUAAAACCGUAUACUCACCCAAAAGUUUCGAUUUAUUUAUUUAUUUAUUUAUUUGGUAAACAUUCAAUUAAAAAAAAAAUUAACUCCAUGAAAAAAUUUUGGAACUACUAUCAUAAAACGGACGGAUGGGACAUCUUCUAUUUUUCUGCACUUUGUAACUCCACAGUCUACGUCCACCCAAUAAAGGUACUCGGCCAAUGUCCAGCGUAAGUUUGUCUAUAAUUUGAGACCUGAUUCUGGUAGAGUCAAAUUACGAAUGGGACGCCAGUAUUACUAGAUGUAUGUUCUCGAGUCAUUUUUAUUAUUUACGAUAAAAUUAUAUUUCAUAUUUCUUUUUGUACUUCACACGCACCAUGGCAUAAUUCAGUUUAAAAUACGUUGUUUAAUUAUCUGUAGAAUUAAUUUACUUUUAGUAUUCUUAGUGUUAACUAUUUCAAAAUUGCGUCGUGCAAGGUCAUAAUUGUCAUAAUUGAUAUCUGUUUAUAUGCACAUUUUUAUUUUCAUACCAACGCAUUUUUUGAAUUAAUUUUCUUGUUUGAAAUAUUAUGAAUUUCAUUUGACGAUGAAAACUUACUUAAGGCAUUCCACUUUUACAAUUAAUUUUAUCCUUGUUCUUUUAGAAAAAAAGUCAUAUGCGCAGCAUUAACGAAACAAUUUUUUUUGUUUAUAAGUGUAUCUAAUUUUGAUUAAACCGAGUCACAAUCAUACGAUCUGUGCUUUACAAUAACUUUAAAAGGAGGUCUAAUAAUAAUAUGUAAUUACAAAACAUCAAGUCACGUCCCUAACGCUUAACCGUAACUUAUUAUUGGAUACGCCCAUGACGUAUUAUUUUCAUUCCGCGUGAUGAAAUAAAUAAAAUCAUUGUAAAUUAGAGGUGUGAUGACGUAGUUACCUAUACAAUGGUAUUUGUUUCCUGUUUCUUACAUCAAUUAACAGGUUGUUCGUGACAGAAAUCAAGUUUCACACAGUACCAAUGACCUCAAAAUUUAUUGCUGGAAAAACGAAAGAUUUUGGUAUUUAAAUUAUCUGUCUCAAAUAGUAAGAUAAAAACAGGAUAAUUCAAAAUUUCAUGUAAUAGCUUCAUUUUUUUCUGAUGGUUUAUACAAUAAUAAUUAUUCCAUAUCUAAAAGUUUUAAAUAGUAUUGGAAAAAUCGCAUUUACGGUUUUAAUAUUUUCUAUUCACACAUUGCUUGAUUGACCCGUUAACAAAUAACCUGUCAACAUUAAAGAAUCCUUGAAUUUAUGUUGAAAUACAGUACUAUUGUAUUGAUCCAGGUGAUUAUUCAUGUACUUACAAAGAAUAAGCCUGUACGUGGCUUCAGAGAAAUAAUUGGCGAACAAUACGGUAAAAUGAGUCAAACACAAGAUGUGUUCACGAAAUUUGAUGGUCGGAAAUUCUAAAACGUGACAUGACAAUUUUUUAUUGUAUCUGCCUAUACGCACGUGUGCUAGUUUGGAUGGUUUCCUCCGUCGGAAAUUGGAUUACUGUUGGAUGAUCAUUAUUCUUUGACAAUAACACUUACUUCUAUACUAUGUUAAAUAAAAUAAAAAUAUCGUUUUGUUUUAAUAUUCUGUUUUGUUUUAAUAGUCUUGCCUCAAAUUAGUUUGUGGAUUAGCUUCGCAACCAAUAUGUAUAAAAAGAAAAAUGUAUUUUUGCAACUAAACAUAGUUGCUUAUAUGGUGUCUUAAGAAAAAAUAUCGUUGUCUUUGCUAUUUUACAGUAAUAACAUUAAACAUAGAUAUGUAUCAUUACCACGAAGGAUUUUUUCACGUUUAAUACUUAAUAUUCGGAAGAAGUAGAUGGUACCUUGACAAAGAAUGACUAACACAAUACGGCAACAGCCUUUGUAACGAUAACCUAGACUUGAACACUGACUCAGUACACCUAACAAACUGACAUGGAGAAGUAUAUGAAAAUAAUGGCUUUUUAAAACUAAGUCUACUGUAUUACAUGCUUCUAAAUCUUCCUGAUAACAGAUAAAAAAUUAAUAAAGGAAAAAAUAUAAAAACAAAGAGUCAAAAAUAAAGAUAAGACUCUUUGUUUUGAUCUUUUUGUUGAUAGCAUUUAUAAAUAUUUAUAAAACAUCCUCACACUAUCUGAUAAUACUUUCUCGAAUCUAAUAAACUUAAAAAGUAAUUGGUAUGUCUUAAUAUAUGUCAAUUAUCACCUUGCUUGUUUAUUUACGAUAUUUACGUUUUAAAAAGAGUGAGACUUAAUUAUCAACGGAAUAAAAUCUAAAAGUUGCCCUUGUGGCCUUCAAAAAAAAAUCGAUUUGACCCACACUUCAGGCAUAUAUAUAGAUUAUGUUCUACAUAGUUAAAAAAUCGAAUGCACUUCAAUGCAUUAGUAUAUAUAAGCUAUUAUACUACGCUCAAAGACCGCUAACGCCCUUCACUAAAUCCUACCUUUUACAUAAUUUGAGCAAAACUUUCACACUCAGAAGGCAUACAUCCUUGCCACUGUGCGUCGAGGUCGGAUAGUUUGUCACCCACGACUCGACGUUCGCUAUGUGGCCUUUCUGUAAUUGCCAAAACGCACCUAAGGGUUUUCAGUAGAGCCACAUAUUUCAAAAAUUUCACUGCAACCACCCUUGUGAGCAAUGUUACGGGUCUUUGAGCGGAACAUAUAAUAUCUUUUCUGUCGAUAAUGUCUCAAUUUUAAUAUUAAGAACAGAUAUUGUGAAAUGUUAACUGUUAAGAAACUAUAUUAUCAAUUAAUUAUUAGUUGUUGAAUUACAGUUUCGUAAAUAAGAAUAUUGAUUGGUAUAAAGUAAUAUAAUUUGACUAUGGGUUGUAACUUACGACUAAAAAUAUUGUAGGUAUUUAUUAAUGAUCUAUUUCGUCUAACGUGACAUGCAGAUCGUAAUGAUCAUAACCGUUGAUUUAUGUAUAUAACUAUAUUAAAGGCACUUUUUUUUUAUUUUAUUUUUUUUAAGUAAAUUAAAAGAAUCAGGAAUGUAAUCAAUUAUUAGCUUUUCGUAAACUUUUCAGUGUUAUGUCAUACCAGUUUGUCAGUGCUGUACCUAGUUGUUUCAACACAUUGUUAAUGCUUUAGUCACUUUUAGGACAAAGAACGAUUCCCCUUUAUCAUAAAGUGACUCACAAAUUAAUCAAGACAUUACAUAUUCGGCUAUAAUAUAUGGUUUGUACUUUAAAACAUGAUGAAUCCUUUUAACUAGUCAUUGAGCAUGUGUACUCAUAUCAUAAUGGAAAAUCCGUAUCUAUACAUCACUUACGAUUAAUUAAACAGGAAAAAUAAUAUUUGUGAACAUAAUUUAAUCACUCCUGAGUAAUUAUAGUUUACUUAUAUAAAGUAAUUUGGAAUAUCUAUAAGUAAUAGAAUGUCAAUAAAAUAAAUCUGUGUCAAUUUAUUUUAUUGAGCACGAGCGUUAAUGUCAAAGUUUGUACUUGUGACUUUUAAUGUCUUCGUAAAAUGACAAUUACGAAGAUAUUAAAAGUUGUGGCCAAGCGAUGCCCUAUUAAAGAUAAAAAAAAAACAAUUUAUUAAUUAUAUUAGCCAUAAAACAUUAUAUUGAAUCUGGAAUAAAAAGCAACUAAAUAAAGAUACAUAAUAAAAUCAAACAUUUAUGAACAUCACGCCUAGACUUGUAAUGUGUGUAUGUAUGAUUUCCACCCUCGGUACCUUUACCAUUAUUAAUAUUACAUGUAUGGAAUUAUUAAAAAUGCCCCUCGUUAUCCUUGGACCCAUAAUAUAGCCAAGUCAAAAUGCGACUAUCUAUGUGGUUUUAUGAUUUUUAUUCACAUACCUAUAGUCUUCACCUAUUAAUUAUUAUUGAGUGAAUUUAAUUGCAAUAUAUUCUUUCUAACAUUCCCAUGUAAUUACCAUUGUUGACGUUUUUCAUUGUAAUUGCAGAUAAACUCGUUUUGCAGUCGAUAACCACUAUUAUAUGAAUCUCUUAUUCAAAUUAAACCAUUGCAUUAAAUUCAUAUAUAAUUUGUUACAUAGUGAUAUCUAAGAGCAAUAUAUACAGUAUUUCAAUUACUAUACAUUUAUGUAUCGUUGCAAACAAAUCAUUGAACUAGUCAGUAAUCUAUAAUCGAUUCUCUCAUCGUAGGCGUUAAA